This is a messenger RNA of Carica papaya (papaya), 990 nucleotides long. Its product is annotated as Pyridoxal phosphate phosphatase-related protein. Gene Ontology annotation, molecular function: phosphatase activity. Lineage: Eukaryota; Viridiplantae; Streptophyta; Magnoliopsida; Brassicales; Caricaceae. The record is from RefSeq and is a predicted model, not a curated record.
ACGCAGUAUCCUCACAUUCAAGUGGUGGCGCCAGGAGACUUCUUUCCUGGUCCCCUGGAAGCGCCUCCCGCAGCCUUCGACAUGGCGCGAAUCGUCGUCAUCUUUGACUUUGACCGGACAAUAAUCGACGGAGACAGCGACAAAUGGGUGGUCACGGAGAUGGGCCUCACCCAACUCUUCCAUCAGCUUUACUCUACUCUGCCCUGGACUGCUCUUGUAGAUAGGAUGUUGAAAGAGCUGCAUUCGCAAGGGAAAACAGCUGAGGAUGUUGCAGAGUGCUUAAAACGGGUCUACAUGGAUCCUAGAAUCAUUGCAGCCAUAAAAUUGGCUCAUUCUCUGGGAUGUGAUUUAAAGAUAGUGAGCGAUGCCAAUCAGUUUUUCAUUGAGAAGAUUUUGGAACAUCACGGUUUGUUGGGCUUCUUCUCAGAGAUCAAUACAAAUUCGAGCUUGGUAGCUGAAGAAGGAAGGCUUAUGGUCUUCCCGUACCAUGAUCCAACUUUACCUCCUCAUGGUUGCAAUCUAUGUCCUUCAAACCUGUGCAAGGGUCUAGUACUUGAUCGAAUACGUGCUUCUGCUCCUGAUAAUCGGACACAAAAAUUUAUUUACCUUGGAGAUGGGGGAGGUGAUUACUGCCCCACUUUGAAGCUGCAAGAUGGUGAUUAUGUGAUGCCAAGAAAGAAUUAUCCUUUGUGGCGCCGGAUUUGCAGAAAUCCUGUUCUUGUUAAGGCGGAAGUCCACGAAUGGAGCAACGGAAAUGAGCUCGAGAGGGUCCUAAUCCAACUAAUCAACAAAAUUCAUAGAAGUGCAAGUUAACAAUGGAAGCUCCAGUUCUAACUCAUCUCAACACGACUCUUUUCUAUUAAUGGCUGAAAAUUAUCAUUAUUCCUAGAAUUUCUGUGUCUGGUUUUGUACCACCAAAAGCUAUUUUUCUGUUCAAAACAAUUACUUUAUGAAAUAAAAAUAUAAUGAAAGAAGAGAAUGUUACAGUUA